This is a messenger RNA of Vavraia culicis subsp. floridensis, 3094 nucleotides long. RefSeq lists its product as uncharacterized. The coding region runs from base 10 to 2505 and encodes 831 amino acids. The record is from RefSeq and is a predicted model, not a curated record. Lineage: Eukaryota; Fungi; Microsporidia; Pleistophoridae. The transcript has a single exon.
GCGAAGAGAAUGAGUUCGUUAGAAAAGGUCACAGAGCUAUACGAAGACUAUCGGACGGGAAAGAAGCUUACGAGUGCGGACAUAGUGUACUUAAACAAUGUUCUUGCCGACAAGCCUAACAUGUACGUCCGUUCUCUGCUGACGGCGUUCAUACGGCAGCUGGUAUUGGACGGUGAAAUUACCUUAACACCCGAGCUGAUGCACCAGAUCGUACAGGGUCUCAAGUUCAACGAGUACGUGAACGUUGAUAUGGCCAUGGAGUACUCGUCGUAUUACAACGAUUUGCAGAACGUGAUAUUCGGCGUUUUCAGGGACAACAUGAAUUUGCCUUUUGUCAAGGCGGAAAUGAACCGACUCGUUGAGAACGUGGCAUUUGAUAAGAUGGGAGUGAAUCUCAUAUUUGAGACGGACGUAACACCAAAGAACCAUUUGUUGUGCGUGUUGAAGGAUCUGAAGGAGGACGAGGAGCUGAUUACUGCUUUUCAUACCGGCAAGAAUGAGAUACAGCGAGAAUAUUUGUUGAAAAUGUUCAUGAGGCUCAAGCGGAAGAUCCUUGAGAACAACUCACGGAUCUACAUGACGUGCGUGGCUGAGAUUAACGAGAUACUGCGGAUGAGCGACCUAGAUUUGAUAAACGUAAAGUUUGAGCUCACAGAGAAUCAUCUUAAGUACCUGAACGCGUUAUGUGUCGACGUUUCGAGUUCAUUGCAGACGUAUGCUAUUCUGGAAAAGCAUGGUAUUAUGGCCGAUGCGUUCUAUGCAAUGGAACAAACGGUGGACACGGGCAAGAUGAUGCUGCCUGUCGAUCUGCGCCUGAUGAACCAGGUGCUCAAGAUUUUGGCCAAGGCCACCAGAGCAGAUAAAUGUGCAGAAAACAAGAACAUUGAGCUGAUGGUGGGCGCACUGUUCUCAGUUCUUCCGAACGAAACGAAAGGCACGGUGUGCAGAAUACUGGCCAACUACGAUGAGAAGGACGAUCGUAAGAUCAUAAUUGGGAAACUUACCGAGAAUAUCGGCGCGUUGUACGAUAUUUAUGGUCGGGAGGACGGUGGAUAUGAGUUUGUGACGGGAUUCGUUUAUUUUGUGAAGCGAUGCGUGUGUGGGAACGGAGGAAGGAAAGGAGGUGAGGUGGCCGAAGAUGAGAUAAACGAAGACGAGGACGAAAGCGGUGGAGCGAUGGCCGUGCGCAGCAGGGAAAAGAGCAAGUCUAAGGAAGAAAGCGCGGGCACUGCAGACCGGGAGGACAACUUCGAGUACAAAAAUGUUGUUAAGAACGUGAUUACGGACGAUAGCACCAAAAUUUUGAACACCAAGAUCAUCGAUUUCAUAAUUUUUGUGAUAAGGACGGAGAACACGGAGAUAAUACGCUCAGUGCUGCAGGUAUUGCUGUACGUGGACGUGCGCUUUGUUUACGAUAAGCUGCUCAGGCAGCAGAAUUACAUAAAGAAGGCGCUCAUCAAGGACUACGUCGUUAACAACCUGUUGAUCGGUAUUUUCAUGGACGUGGAGGUGCCCGAGCUGCGCGCAUUUGAUUAUGGGCUGCUUGCGCGUAUGAUCACCGUUCCAUGCGACGACUUUUUCAAGUUUUUUAAAAAAUUUGACUUUGCCGUAAUCGUCCUGUUCCUCAACGAGGAUCUUCUCGAGCAGAUAGGAAACAACAAGAAGGAAGGCUUUGCGUUUUUGCUCGACCACAGUGGUGAGAUGAGCAUUUGCCGUUUUGUGGAGCGCAAUUUGAGUUUUCUUGUUUCGCUUGAGAAUCGCGAUGUGCUCGUGCUGGUGGACAGGGUGAUGGACAAGAUAAACGUUAAGGAUGUGCAUGUUGUGCUGCAGAACAUGAAGAUGCGCAGGUAUGUGGGCGAGUACUACAACAUCCUUGCGAAGAAGAUGGUCUAUGAGAACGACGGCAAUAUUGUGGACUUGAAUGAAAGCAUAGAACUGAUGAACGAGAACACGCGCACGAGUUACUGCAGGCUUUUGAAGAUAAAGAUGGUCCUUGGUGAUGAUAUCUCGAGGCACAUAGUGCCGCUGCUCUCUUACAAUUCGGCAUGCAUCGAUGAUCUGAUUACGUUUUACUAUGUGUGCACGGGCAAAGAUGUAAAAAGCGUGAAUACGCUGCUUUACAGGGCCUUUUCCAAAAAGGACAGCAGCCUGUUCAUUCUGCACUACGAUGAGGCCGACAACUUCACGCGAUAUGCGCUUUUCAACGCUCUGGAAGAGGAGUUGGAUGAUAGGGUGAAGAACAUUGUUGUUAGGCAGAUCGGUGACAUCCUGGGACAGGAAAGGAUUGAUGCGCAGAGCGUUGAGCUGUUGAAGAUGUGCAUAGUUACGUUGUUGAGAUGCAAAGACGUUGAUGAUGCGGUGAUGAUGUUUGAUGAGUGUGUGAUUGAUGAGGUUAAGGAUUUGGUGAGGAUGCUGGUCAAGAAGAAUUUGGUAGAGAGGGGCACAUGCUACGUUAAGGGAGAGGAGGAUGACGAGAUGAAGUAUUUGCUGGGUAGGAUGCUGUGAUGGCCCGUUCAUCGGUGAGAGUGGCUGGCCGGGUGUAGUUCAAUGGACUGGAUGGGUCGGCAGGGCGAGCCAUGCGGUUAAGGCGCAUAACGCAUUAUGCAGGCUGUGUGGUAAUUUAAGUGUUUUACCGACCGCUUCUUUGGUUGGUCGGCAUCACGCGUCCUUUUUGUGGUGUUCCAUUUUUCUGCCCGUUUUGGAUAAAUCGGUAGGUAAAGGGCAUGAGAGAAGCGAUGGGUGUGGUGGUGCUGAGGCGAAUUCGUAAUUUUUUACGGUUCGCUUUCAAAACGAUGCACGUUGGUGUGGAGCGAAUAAAUUGAUUGGUGUUACUCACAAAGGAUUUUAUUUAGCGUUGACGUGGGAUGAAAUGAUUUUAACGGUUUUAGACGGGUCUGGCGGGUAAUGCGGAUUCUCCGUGGCCUGUGGUGUUUCUUCAGUUGGUUGAAAACCCUUAACGGGGAGUGACCGCGAUUGAGCAGCACGCACUUGUGCGUAUUCUGGUGCAGUAUGCGAGAAUUAACCGUGGAAGCGUUGUUGUGAAGGUGGGAAGAACAGCGAUCCGAUCACGGUGAUAUGAUUUGGAAGAAUCUAC